AUGUUAGACGCACUCAAAGUUGGCAAAAAUGCCGACCACAGUGAGAAAGAGUCGGGUCAGUUUGGUAAAUGGUCCAACAAAGAUUUAGACCCAUCACCGCCCGAACAGCGAACAUGGACCGCAUGGUCAUUUUUUGCAUUCCAGUUCAGUAUUGCCUUUUCACCGACUACGUAUAAUGCUGGUGCGAGUUUGUAUGCAAUCGGAUUAAACUGGUGGACUAUAUUUAUAGCUCAUUCUAGAACUUGUAUAAUCUUAAGUUAUUACUUGUCUAACGUUGCAAACUGUCAUGCUAGAUACCAUAUUGGCUAUCCAACAUUUGUACGCGCAUCUGCUGGCAUUUAUGGAUCGCUCGUGUUUGUCUUCAUCCGCGGUGUUGUUGCGAUUCUUUAUAUGAGUAUUCAGACGUACUACGCUAGUGAAUUUGUAGCGGUUAUGCUGCGCUGUGUUUUUGGCCAUCAGUGGACAGACUUUCCCAAUCAUCUCCCCAAAAGUGCUGCGAUCUCUUCCGCCGGUUUAUUAGCCUUUGGCAUUCUGUGGAUCAUUCAAUUUCCGUUUGCCUUUGUCCAUCCAAGCAAGAUGGCCGUGGUUUUUCAGAUAAAAUCUGUUAUAGCGCCGAUUGGUUUGAUAGUGACGAUGAUCUGGGCACUCGCUUCUAGUCAUGGUGCUGAUUUUGAAGGUUUGAGCAACAAGACAGCGUCAGGAGCGGCUUUAGGCUGGUCUUUCAUGAAGGCUAUAAAUGCCAUCGUAUCAAAUGUCAUUCCACCGCUGGUCAACAUUUCAGAUCUAGCAAGAUAUGUGAAACGACCCAGGGAUACAUUACCUAUGCCAGUUGGGCUUCUUGUCAGCAAGCCGUUGGUUGUGUUUCUUGGUAUGGUCAUUACCGCAGCAGGGUACAAGCAAUUCGGUGAAGCGUAUUGGAAUCUAUGGGAUUUUUAUUCCAGUGUUCUUGAUAAAUACUGGAGCCCAGGGGCUCGAACACUAGUAUUUCUGGCUGCUGGUAUACAGGCAUUUGCGACAUUUGUUACAAAUUUUACGAGUAACUCGAUACCGGUUGGCUGUGAUUUGACAGGCCUGUUUCCGAAGUAUUUUACAAUUGUUCGCGGACAGGUUUUAUGCUUUAUCCUUGCUUGGGUGUGUGUUCCAUGGAAACUUACAUACUCUGCAUCAUCUUUCCUCACUUUCCUCGGCUCUUAUCUUUGCUUCAUCUGUCCGAUUGUAGCUUGUAUGAUAGUUGACUACUGGGUUGUACGAAAAGGCAACAUUCACGUACCAUCCCUGUAUAAAGAUCAACCAGGGACAAUUUAUUAUUAUACGGCAGGAUUUAAUAUACGAGCUUUUGCUGCUUGGGCAGUUGCAAUUGCAUUGGUCAUCCCUGGUGUCUCUGGCGCUCUACACCCUGGCUCAAUUGGAACAGCUGCUGUGAGGCUAUACAAUAUGGGAUUCUUGCUGUCCACCACCGUUGCUGGUCUUUUAUAUUAUGCAAGCUGUCGGAUAUGGCCGGUCCCAAUAUACCCACCAGAACUGCAGCCUAAGGAUGAAUCUUGGGAAGCGAUGCGGUAUACCGAAGGCUUUUUCCCUGAAGAUGAAGUCAUCCCCGAGUAUCUACGAGACACAGUUCUAGAUGGCGAGCAAUUUCAACUUGCAGAUGCCAAGGAUGUUGCCUUAUAUCCCACCGAGGAUAAAAAGUAA
Messenger RNA from Talaromyces proteolyticus, 1689 nucleotides. Its product is annotated as putative allantoin permease. The coding region runs from base 1 to 1689 and encodes 562 amino acids. Gene Ontology annotation, cellular component: plasma membrane. The transcript has 9 exons. Gene Ontology annotation, molecular function: nucleobase transmembrane transporter activity. NCBI's taxonomy places the organism in Eukaryota, Fungi, Ascomycota, Eurotiomycetes, Eurotiales, Trichocomaceae. The record is from RefSeq and is a predicted model, not a curated record. Gene Ontology annotation, biological process: transmembrane transport; nucleobase transport.